AUAUGCCGAGGAAAGAACAAGACCUCUGCUACGACAAGCCAUAAGUGACCCCGAUGUAGUGACUCCGCCAACGCCCGACCAAGCCAAUAAUUUUUACUGUAGCCAAGCGCUUUCACCUCCACCAAUACCCGCCGAUGUCUCCCCAGGGUUGAGUCGAUCCUUUUACCAGCAACCCCCUAUAGGUCGACCCCGCCGAGCCUCGUGGCACGCUGACACGGGCACGGAGCCGGGCAUCAGGGAGUUCUUCUCGGUGCGGGUCGGGGCGCUGGAGCAGGCGGUGGAGGAGUGUCGUCUGCUCACCGAUCCAGAGACGGACGGAGGGAUCAAGGGCGCCUGGCUGUUGACUGAAAUUAACCACUGGGACAUCGAGAAAGAACGCGUGGUGAUACUGUGUGACCUCUCUCUCUUAGUUGUCAAGUACGACUUCAUUGCUCUUCGUCAUUUGGAGUUCAAUCGCAUCUACUUAUCAUCGUUAGAAAAUAUUCAAAUUGGGGAAUUAACAUACCCCGAUCACUCACUUGUUCCGAGAAUUAGUGGAAUAGCUGGUGGAGUAGUGACUGUAAUCCGCAGUUGCCUCUUGAGUCGGAUACAGAAUACCAUUGCCACACUGAGUUCGAGAGCCUCAGGGGCAGCCAGUGUUGUGGAGAAGGAGGAACCAAUGCCUGACAGACAGUUCUCACUCUCUACUGUGAGCUUUGAACCAAGAGGAAGAAACAUGCAAGGUUUGCGUGUGACAUGGAACAGUGGCCAUGAAAUAUCGUUUGCUCAGAAGUGGAAUCCUUGGAGUAGGGAUAUACCAUACACCACCUUUACAUCACAUCCUCUCUAUUGGUAUACAGGAUGUGAAAACAGCACCUAUGAUGUCAAAUCCCUUGCCAAGGAACUCAAGAUGACAGUUGAGGAACUUCAGGAUAGACCAGACACUGUGGCCACAUGCACUGUCAACCAGAGCCCAAUCGUCAUUGAAAACUAUGUAGGCAUUGCCUCCCUGCUCCACAACGCUACUGAGCUUGGCUUCUUUAAGCUGCGGGGGAAAGUGAGCUUCUGAGGUGUUGCGGGUAGCAGCGUGAACAUUAUCAUGGCCUUCCCCCCCCCUCCUACCUUGAGUAGUGAUUGAAGAUUGAAGACUUUGAUUGCUAUGGUUUGAUUGAAUGAAGAUCACCCACUGCAGAGGUAGUCAGGAUUAUCUUCUUUUUUCUUUCCUUUGUUCUUUUCCUUCCACUUACGCUUGGACUUCAUCAACCUUUUUUUCUCACUUAGUCUGAGGAACAUUGUUAUCUAUGGACUUUAUACAAUGUUGUUAUACAUGAGGUAUGUGGUGCGUGUUUUGUCAAAUAUUUAUUACUGUGUCUGUUGCUGAGAGUUAGAUAAGUUAUUCCUUUGUCAUGGUUCUCAGUGAAACUUUGGUGGAAUGAGAGAUCAGCAUUCUUUCAGAGUUCUUUCUUUUCUGGAGAAAUAGUAUAUAAUCUUGAACAGGUAUUGAAAGCAUAAGAUGACAGUAUUAUCUAUGAAGAAGUGUAUAAUGAUGUUGCAUUUGACAGCAGUCGGAGUCUUAAAAACUGAAUGACCAGAGUGUGUGAAAAAUUAAUCUUGAUUAUAUUCUGAAAUUUCCUGAAAUUUGUGCAGUGCGGCAGAUAGUGUAUUAGAAGAUUUUAAAGUUUCAGUGUCCAGCAGACACAGGUAGCAGGACAUUGGGGAUACUGGAACAAAUAACAUCAGAUAAUUUAUUUUUCUGAAACAGUGAAAAACUACUGUUUAAAUAAACCUGUAACAGAUAUUUUCAGUUACUGCAUAUAUUUGUCUUCUGAAAAUUCUGAACUUAUUUAUAACUUCCUGGUAUGUAUUACCACCUUCUAGUUCAUGCCAAAUUAUUGAAAUUAUAGUUUCCAAAGAUUACUAUGCUAUUCACACUGUACUUGAAAAUGUAAAGUAGGUUCCAAAUGGUCAUAUUAACAGCUAAAGCCAGUCAUUGAAAACUCACAUUGUAGGGUCCAAAUAAUAUUAAGAUCUUUCAUGUUAAGGCAUCACUUAGGGUCUCCAUAUUCGUUGAUCUCAUAUUGAAUCAAAAUAAUAAAGGUAAUAAUGUUGUAUUUAAAUUGUUGAGUAAUUAAUUUAUGUAUUUAUUUAUAAUUCCCCUAUAUUUCAUUGAAUAAUUAAUGCUGUCAUUCUGACAGGCACCAUGCUAGUCAUAUUCGCAUAUAGUUUAAGUUGAUAUACAAAACUU
Penaeus vannamei (Pacific white shrimp) is the source of this 2224-nucleotide messenger RNA. NCBI's taxonomy places the organism in Eukaryota, Metazoa, Arthropoda, Malacostraca, Decapoda, Penaeidae. The record is from RefSeq and is a predicted model, not a curated record.